This is a messenger RNA of Annulohypoxylon truncatum, 1463 nucleotides long. RefSeq lists its product as uncharacterized. NCBI's taxonomy places the organism in Eukaryota, Fungi, Ascomycota, Sordariomycetes, Xylariales, Hypoxylaceae. The record is from RefSeq and is a predicted model, not a curated record. Bases 167 to 1087 code for a protein of 306 amino acids. The transcript has a single exon.
CGUGAGCAUCAGUCGGCCAACUGAAAUGUGUAGCCACCACUACUCUUUAACAAGAUAUAAAUCUAUCCAUGUCGAUUAUCAUGCUCAUUCUAGUUGACACCAAAACCCCAACCUUUAACCAUAAUACGCAUAUCUACCCUUUAAUCAUUAAAUAACCUCAAUUCCAAUGGCUUCCAGCACUGCUUCCCAGAGCCAGCACGACAUCACCGUACCCAUUCGCCUAUCGGUUGAUACAGCCUCUCAAAAUAUGCCUGAACCCUACGACGAAAUGGACGUCGACGAUGAAUAUUCCUCCAGCGACACCUCUUCCGUAGAGGACAAGACCGAAAACAUCGAACAGACAGAGCAAGUAUCCCGAAGCCCCUCCCCAGAAAUCGACCCCGAAAGCUACACAACCUGGGGCCGCGAGCACUUCGGCGAAGAAUGGUACAGACAGCGCAACACCAUGCUCAACGAGCGCAACAUCUUCAUGAGCCCGGACCCCGUGUAUAAACAACGCCAAAGCGCUCUGAGGAUGCUAGAGCGGCAGGUCGAAGGACGAACAUUCAUGCUCCCCUGCGGUAUGGACGGCGAACCCGCCCCCUCCCCACAUCCCGAAAGGGUCCUCGCCGCCGACGACGACAACGACCUAAACAUCUCCUCCCCACCCCCUACCCCAACCUCCUCAACCCCCGCAACCACACUACCGUCCGACCCUCACGAACGUCUAGAGCACUACCGCAAGCUCCUGCAAUGGGACGACCUAGAGUACCACAUCGAGCUGCACCUGCUCUCCGAGUCUCUCGUCGACUCGCGCCGCAGCGCGCGCGAGGACGCGCUCGGCGACGCGCGCCGCGAGCACGAGCUCGAGCACAUGCAUGAUGUGGUGAGGUCGUCCCAGGAGUACCUGCAGCGGGAGCGGGCGUUCCGGCUCCGCACGCUGGGGUGCACGGGGAGGCGCGUUGAGGCGCGGGGGCGUGAGGAGCGCGAGGAGCGGGUCGACGAGGACGCGCGUGCGGAGCUGGAAGCGUUGGAGGAGAUGGACGCCACGAGCGACUCGUCGGAGACGGAGGAGGGGGAGGUUAGUGAUGAGGAUUAUAUCUCCUAAGCUUGGGGCUUUGACAUCUUGGAUAGGUAGUCAUUGAGGGAUGGAAUACAUUUAGACUAGGUACCUACAUACUUUAGAUGUCUAGAUAAUUAUGACCAGCAUCGCGGGGGCUGAGUAAUCUUGUUUUAGAAUAGUAAUAACUAAUUUUUAGAGAAAUGCAAGAGCUAUUUAUAUGUGAAUGAGAUUUAUGUUUUUAUGAGUUAUCAUGCUGACACGUUGAUCUUUCUCCUGUGUUCCCCCUGUACUAUGACAUAACUCAGGGGUCACUCCUAUUCCGACCCCAAGUACUACAUAGGUAGGUACCAACCACACCUCCGUCCCGCACCGUCCACACAACAAAUCACAUCACAACUCAUCCAACGUACAAUCAAACACA